GUUCCCACAUAUUUUCUGGACUCCUUGUGCUGCUCACUGUAUCAACUUGAUGUUUGGUGACAUUUUCAAAGAGGCCCCGUAUUCUACAGCUUUUGGUAAGGCUGUUAAGAUACAUUCUUAUAUCAGUCAAAGGGCACUGUUGUUGAAUAUGAUGAGGAGAUACACAAAGCAAAAAAACUUGGUAAAACCUGCUAAGACAAGAUUUGCAACAACUUUUUUGACAUUGCAUAGUUUUUAUAUGCGAAAGAAAAGUCCGUGAACCUUGUUUAUGUCCACUGAAUGGAAUGAGAGUGUCCAUGCAAAAGAAACUCUUGGGAAAGAAGUUGCAAGACACAUCAUUAGUCCAUAUUUUUUGAAUGAUACUGUUCAAGCACUUAGAGUUGGUGGUCUUUUAGUUAAUGUACUUCGUAUGGUGGAUGGGGAGAAAAAACCACCAAUAGGCUACAUUUAUGAAGCCAUGGAUAGGGCCAAAGAAAGUAUUGAAAAGGCAUUCAAUUAUGAUCAUAGAAAAUAUAUGAAUGUUUUCAAAAUCAUUGAUGCAAGGUGGACGGAUCAACUUCAUCAACCUUUACAUGCAGCUGGACAUAUUUUGAACCCGGGGCUCUAUUAUAUAAAUAAUGAGAUGAAGACUUUAACUGAAGAAGUGUGGUUGGGAUAUCAUGCAUGUGUUGAGAGGAUGAUCCUAGAUAAAACUUUGCAAGACAAUAGGGGAUGAGCUUGGGGUGUACAUGAAAGCUGAUGGCCUACUUGGAAUUGAGUCGGCCAUUAGAGCUAGAACCUUAAGGUCACCAGUUGAAUGGUGGAUGCAAUAUGGUCAUAAUGUCCCAAACUUGCAACAAUUUGCUAUUAGAGUGCAAAGUUUAACUUGUAGCUCAUCCGGUUGCGAGAGAGAUUGGAGCGUGUAUGAAGAACAUAUUCAUACUAAAAAGAGAAACAUGCUUGAGUUAAAACGCCUGAAUGAUCUAGUGUUCAUCAAAUAUAAUAGAACAUUGGUGCGUCACUACAAUGCUCGCAAUACCAUUGAUCCAAUUUUGUUGGAUAAUAUUGAUGAUGCAAAUGAAUGGUUAACUGGAGCACCCCAAAAUCAUGAAGAUGAAGAAGUAUACGAAGGAGAAGGUCUCACUUAUGUUAUAAUACUCAUCAAAAGACGGCAAUUUGAGCAAGUGAAAGCUGCAGUUCCUGUUAUUCUUGGUGUUUUAAAGUCCAUGUCCUUAGAGACAGAUGAGGAAGGCAAAGAUACUGAGGACUUAUUCCACAAAGCAAUUGCUCUUGCAGAUUCAAUACAAGCUGUUUGCAAAAAGUUGGAACAGAAAGAUAAGAAAAAACUCUGUGCUUUGUUGGGCAUGUAUGUCUUGCAAGUCAUGGCUCUUGUUUCAAUUGCAAUGGGGCAUAUAAUUUCAAGUCUUCUUCCCAUUAUGAUACAACUAUCACACUUUCUUCCAAUCUGUGGUUUAUCAUAUGAGGGAUUAAUUACUGGACUUGAUGUAGAUAAGUUCACAACCAUAUGUGGAGAUGAAGGGGACAAUAGCAUUGCUUGCUUUUCUCAUGUCAAGCAUGGUGGAUCACUUGCAGUAAUCUGGGGUUACAAAUCCAAUGAGACAUCAGUGGCUGCUGAUGCAGAUUUUGAAGCAGUGAAAAAUGAACUUCAAAAGAACCAGAGUAAAAGAUGGCAGGCAAUUGGCAUGUUAAAGCACGUCUUCUCAAGUGUUGACCUAUCAUGGGAAUUGAAAGCGCAUGCUCUUGAUUUCCUGCUUUGCAUUAUGGAUGGAUGUGUGCACCAAGAAAUUCAAAAUGAUACAAUGGGCCACUCCACAUAUAUGCCUACUCUAUAUAUAUCAUUGCAGGCGAUUGAAAUGGUCAUUAUAUAUGCACCAAAUGCUGUUUUGCGGAAGAAAUCUUUUGAUGCCCUGAUGAAGGUGCUUGCAGAUGUUCCAAGUUCCUUAAGGUUUGACAUCUUAACGGCUUUGAUACAGAAUAGCGAGUCUUCUUCUAUGAUUGCAAUCCUCUUAGAUUGUAUCAGAAGGGAAAUGCACGACGAAUAUAGUAGAAGCAUCUCGGUAACAAGUGGAGUCUCAAAGUCAGAGGUGAAAUAUUGUCAAUGUCUCUCAUUUUGGAGUGCUGGUGUUCUGGAGCUAGUAGAGCUGGUUCUAAAGCCUCCAAAUGGCGGCCCUCCAUCUCUUCCUGAAUACAGUGAUGCUGUUCUAUCAGCUCUCAAUCUCUAUCGGUUUGUAGUGAUCAGAGAGUCAACAGGAAAAACGAACUGUACUGGAGUGCUCUCUAAGGACAUGUUGCAGAAGGCUUACAACGAAUGGCUUCUACCUUUGCGUACGUUAGUGACAGGAGUCAUGGCAGAAAACCAGCAGGAUCAUGACCAACUAGCAUCGGACACAAUGUGUGCCUUGAACCCCAUUGAGUUAGUUUUAUAUCGUUGUAUUGAACUUGUUGAAGAUAAUCUGAAACAUGCAUAGCUUUAUCACCAAUCUGUUACAGUCAUCUGGUAGUGUUUUCUAGAUUUUACGAACAAUACAAGAAAAAUGUAAUGUUUAUUUUCAGCUAGUUUGUCUUGUUAUUUUUCUUUUUUCCAUUCAGUCACGUAAAUUCCCAGAGUCGCAAUCUUUUAGUUUAAUGAGAGAAUUAUGUACCGACAUUUUUGCUGAAGGUGGAUUCCUUGUUGCCAAUAUAAAAUUAGCUUUGGAGUGA
Messenger RNA from Solanum dulcamara, 2700 nucleotides. Its product is annotated as aberrant root formation protein 4. Bases 729 to 2468 code for a protein of 579 amino acids. The transcript is spliced from 14 exons. The record is from RefSeq and is a predicted model, not a curated record. Gene Ontology annotation, cellular component: cytoplasm. Gene Ontology annotation, molecular function: ubiquitin-protein transferase inhibitor activity; protein dimerization activity. Lineage: Eukaryota; Viridiplantae; Streptophyta; Magnoliopsida; Solanales; Solanaceae.